Messenger RNA from Melopsittacus undulatus (budgerigar), 1520 nucleotides. It is a transcript of the gene CDKN1C, whose product is annotated as cyclin dependent kinase inhibitor 1C. Gene Ontology annotation, cellular component: nucleus. Gene Ontology annotation, molecular function: cyclin-dependent protein serine/threonine kinase inhibitor activity. Lineage: Eukaryota; Metazoa; Chordata; Aves; Psittaciformes; Psittaculidae. The coding region runs from base 7 to 813 and encodes 268 amino acids. The record is from RefSeq and is a predicted model, not a curated record. Gene Ontology annotation, biological process: negative regulation of cyclin-dependent protein serine/threonine kinase activity; negative regulation of mitotic cell cycle. The transcript is spliced from 3 exons.
GGGCCGAUGGCAGGGAAAUACUAUUAUGCUAAUGGUUGUUUUGCUCGCACUCGCGGGGAGCGGGGUUUAAAAGCCAGGCGGCCAAGGGUAGGGGCUCAGAAGCGAGAGGCAGGGCCGACAAGGCAGCGGGCGGGACGGGAGGCGAGGAGCGACGAGGGUGGGGGCAGCCACCCCGUCCAGCCCACCGCGCCCCAUCCCACGUCCUUGCCAGCGGCGAUGUCCAACGUGCACCUCUCCGCUGCCGCCGCCGCUCUGGAGCGCCUGUCCGUCCGGCGGGCCCUAGUCGGGCACGGCAGGAGCCCCGUUUGCAGGAGCCUCUUCGGGCCGGUGGACCACGAGGAGCUGGGCCGGGAGCUGCGGAGCCGCCUGCGGGAGAUAGGGGAGGAUGAUCAGCGUCGCUGGGACUACAACUUCCACACCGACACACCGCUGCCAGGGCCCGGCCGCCUGCGCUGGGAGGAGGUGGAAGGCGGCGCUGUGCCCGCUUUCUACCGGGAGACGCUGCAGGUGGGGCGGUGCCGCGUCCCGCUCCUACGGGCGCCCCCUUCCCCGCCGCCGUCACCGCCGCCCCCCGCAGCCGCCGCCGCCAGCAAGGGGCCCGGAGGGCGCCUGAGCCGGGAGAACCGCGCCGCCCCCCGCUACCGCGGCAUGCGGCUGUGCCGGAGGGGCCCGACGGCCCGCAUCACAGAUUUCUUCGCGAGGAGGAAAAGGCCGGCGGAGCCCAAGGCGGCGGCGGAGCGUACCGGCGUCUGCCCGCAGUCCCCCGCCGCCGCCGCCACGGCUGAGCAGGCUCCCCGCAAGCGGCUCCGGUGAGCCAGACUUUUGCACUACGGCACCCACGGGAGAGGCGCACGCCCCCCGGAGGCGCGGGGGGCGGGGCGGGCAGUGCCGUGAGCAGGGACCCCUCUGCGCCCGCACUCACCGGGAAUGGGACCGGGAGAAGAAGCCGGAGCUCCUGCCCGCCGGCCGCGGCCGUAGCAGUGUUAACGUACAACUGUGCAAUGUAUUACGUUUUGUAUAGAAAUGUAUUAUGCCUAAUGUGAGUACACUGGCCAGAAGUGUAAAGCUUUAAAAGUCAUUUAUAUGAAAUGCUUAAUCUCUGCUGAGCUCUCAGUGCAAGAAAAAAAAAGGAGAAAAAAAAACAAAAAUGUAAGAAAAAAAGCGAGUGUAUAUUUGUACAAAACUUUUUUUAAGAGUUAUACUAACUUAUAUUUUCUAUUUAUGUCAGAAAUGUGGAUAACUUUGACAUCCAAUAGCCUUUCGGUUUUUUUUUUUCCUUUUGGUUAAGCCAAAGGGCACUAUAUUUGCUUUUGUUAUUUACAAAAUGUAAAUUUAUUUUUAUAGUGGGAAUAUUUUUUUUUUGCAUUCACAAGACGUAGCUCUGAAUCAAAAUACUUCUUAGACUUGAAAACAAAUCUGUUUCAGUGGUUCCUGAGCCGGUCUGUACCACUGCCAUUGCAAAUAAUGCCACAACUUCAAAAACACUAAAUAAAAGAAGCCAGGAAACCCCUGCAAGGCUA